Molecule: messenger RNA, 2367 nt
Organism: Laccaria bicolor S238N-H82
Lineage: Eukaryota; Fungi; Basidiomycota; Agaricomycetes; Agaricales; Hydnangiaceae
Exons: 12
Coding region: 1-2367 (788 amino acids)
Molecular function (GO): protein binding
Source: RefSeq, a predicted model, not a curated record
AUGGAGGCGGAGGAUUGUCUACUGCCGAGUGAACUUAUCUAUGACCUUGUGGUACGGGCGGUGGAUCGACAUGACACGACUAACCAUUUGGCUACCUACGUCUUGCGUCGAUGGAGACGUUCAAUCCCGAAAGGUGCUUUUCGGCCACCUGAUGGAUACCUAGAGCCGAUAAGCUCCAUGCACGUCGACAUCCUCUAUGAGAUUUUUGAACACCUGCACCCCAUUGAUCUCCACCACAUCAGCCAAACCAAUCGGGCUUUCCAAGCACUUCUCAGCCAUCCAAAUUCGAGCUCUGCGUGGAACCUCGCCUUUGAAAACGAUCCAACCCUUCCAAAAUGUCCGCCAGUGACGCCGGAUUUUCCAACAAAGAUGUCUUGGUUGGAGUGGGCUGGGAUGUUAUUCGGAAGGCUUGUUUGUCAGGAUUGCGGAGAGGGGGGUGCCCCUCCAAAUAUACCUUUCCGCCGAUUCCAAUGUAAUGACUGCAUGUUUGUGAACGAUCGCCUCGUGGAUGAAUUGCAGGCGAUCGAUGGGCAUUCAAUUGCGUAUAAUUUAGUAAGGAAGAGUCAGUUGUUGCACUUGUCAGAAGAGGGAGAUCUCGUAAAUACAAUCGAUGAGUGGUGUCUAUACAGUGAGGCAGAACUGAAAGCUGUCCAUGGGACCAUUACUGGCUACGAGGACGCGAUUACGAGGGAAGAACCAGGAGCCAAGGAAGCGUUUGAUGCCUACAAAGCAAAGCGUAAAGCCUCAGUGGAUCCAAUUAAUGAGCAUGCCGCGACUUGUCUACGCUGGGCCGAAGAGUUGACGGAAUGCUACGUCGGUGAUUUGGAAAGGAGACAAUCAAACAUCAUCAAGAGAGUACAGAGCCGUUUCAAGCGACUAGGAUAUCAUCCCGAGGACGUUAGGAACGCGACUUCGGAAAUUGCACCUCAUGUCGACAGUCUCAAUAGGCCGAGGUUGUCCAAUAAACAAUGGGAAGCUCUCAAAACGUAUUUUGAGCCUACGGUCAUCAGAGUUCAAGAAGAACGUUGGGCGCGGGAACGCGGGAUCCUCAUCAAUAAACGGAAAGAGUUUGUCCACGAGCUGUAUAGGGAAUACAAGAAGUCAGUGCCGCCGUUGACGUGGGCAUACCUUCCUCCGCACUAUGCCGUCUAUCAAUUCAAGCCCUUCGAGGACUUGAUCAACGCACCACAUAGCGAUGAAUUGGAUAGGGCAUCUUGCGAGGAAGCGCUGUGGUGUUUACCGAAGGAAAUCCGGGAUUGGACAUUGACGAAGAAGAGGCAGCUCGUGUCGCUUUUACCUGGGCGCGGUAGCGGUGGCACCACCACUUCACAGCACGCUGGCCCCAGCUCGGAGCGUUCUGGCCCAUCACAGGAAAUGGAGGACAAUUUCGAGGCUCUCCAACUCGCCACCUCCGUGUUUUGCUGCCUCGGCUCCAACGUGAGCCCCCAACGUAAGGCGGGGCUAUGCCUCAUAGGCUGGGAGGCAGCCGGUCCUCAUCUGCGUUGCACCUCUCUGGAGACCUACUGGGAGAAGAGGUUACAUUUCAGUCAGCGGGGGCACGAUGCUGCUACGGUUCUUGUGAACCUUGCGUGUUUGGAUCCGAGGACGACGACUGCAGCUGAUAUGGAUCGAUUGGAUUAUAGGUAUAUAUGCACUUCCUGUCCUAUUGCUACGUAUACUGGAUUUAAGGGAAGGCAUGCGUAUAACUGGCGAGAUGCUGUUCUACACUACAUCAAGAUGCCGCACGACGGACAAGGAACACAUACAUCCCCGACGUGGAGUCUUCUCACAAUAGAGGCCGAGUACGACGUUAAACGUCGAGAGGAGUACGAUCCCUAUACCACCGAGUCUUCUUGGUCGUGCGUCCAUUGCCCUGAGCACUUCAAGAAUAUGGUACCAAGAACGGAAGCCAUAAGACACGUUAAGGUCAAACACAACAUCUCUACCCCAGUUGAAAACGACGAUUUCUUCUACCUCAUAACAAGAACCGAUCGCACCCCACGCCGACAAGCCGGCUUCCCACAAGAUCCUUCCGCAGAGUAUAGGUGUACAUACUGUGUUUCGCACCUGCACAAUAUGAAGGGUAUACGUCGCCAUUUACGCCGCACGACAUUGGGGUGCCAAUGGCAAAGACGGAUUACGCGCAUGUGGAGACUAUUUUGCGUUCUGUACCUGCGCUGGAACCUGAAGCCACGUCACAUUAACCCUUAUGGUGUCCAUAGGAUUGAGGUCCGCUGUUAUGAAUGUUACAAGUGGGGGGAUAGUCAACGUAGUAUCCUUCAUUCUUGCGCACCGACGUCUAUGGUGCCAAAUGAGGAUACGUCAAGCCUAGCUGUUGAAAAACUAGCGUUAUCUAUCGUGAUGUAA